CUUCACUGAGGGAUUUGCUGAUAGCCAAGGAUGGCAAGCAAGGGGCCCUCGGCCUCUGCAUCCCCUGAGAACUCCAGUGCAGGGGGACCCAGUGGGAGCAGCAAUGGCAGUGGUGAGAGCGGAGGCCAGGACAGCACCUUCGAGUGCAAUAUAUGCUUGGAUACAGCCAAGGAUGCUGUCAUCAGCCUGUGUGGCCACCUCUUCUGUUGGCCGUGUUUACAUCAGUGGUUGGAGACCAGACCUAACAGACAGGUGUGUCCAGUUUGCAAAGCCGGCAUCAGCAGAGACAAGGUGAUCCCACUGUACGGCAGGGGCAGCACCGGGCAGCAGGACCCCAGAGAGAAGACCCCUCCCCGUCCUCAAGGCCAAAGACCAGAGCCGGAGAAUAGAGGGGGAUUUCAAGGAUUUGGAUUUGGAGAUGGUGGCUUCCAGAUGUCUUUUGGAAUUGGGGCAUUUCCUUUUGGCAUAUUUGCCACAGCAUUUAACAUAAAUGAUGGGCGGCCUCCUCCAGCUGUCCCUGGGACACCCCAGUAUGCAGAUGAGCAGUUCCUGUCACGCCUCUUCCUAUUUGUGGCACUGGUGAUCAUGUUCUGGCUCCUGAUUGCCUAAUGCUGGGCUUCUGUCUGCAUCUACAACUGAAUCUCUGGACUGGUGAUAUGCAACCUUCAAGCCUGUUAUUUGGCUUCUUGGCUAAUUCUGACCAUAGGAGUCAGCAGGGUCAGUAACACUUCAAGGAGUCUAGCUCCACCAUCAGACCUCUGGAACUCAGCGACCAGUUGGAGAGGAACCCCAAGUAUUGCCACUACUGUAAACACCAUUCUGUAACCUCAGGCUCUGGUGAUGUUCUCUGUCUUGAUUGACAGCAUGAAAUCCUAUUUCAGCCAAUUCAGCAGGACUAUACAUGGAAGAGGUGGGAAGAAAUUUUACCUGAGUUUCAUAUCACAAAGAAACAAAUGGUAUUUAUGGAAACUUUCAUCUCUUUAACCACCCCUUGGUAACUGGCCUCUGUAGCCAGUGGGGGCUACUCACACUGAGAGAUUCCCUUCUCAGAUCCUCAGUCCACACUGUCACAUUGUUCUACAUAUUUUAUUUUGCCUCCUAUUGGGUUCUGGCAAGUUU
Octodon degus (degu) is the source of this 1119-nucleotide messenger RNA. Its product is annotated as E3 ubiquitin-protein ligase RNF185. The transcript has a single exon. Gene Ontology annotation, molecular function: ubiquitin-like protein conjugating enzyme binding; ubiquitin protein ligase activity; metal ion binding. Gene Ontology annotation, biological process: ubiquitin-dependent protein catabolic process. The coding region runs from base 31 to 609 and encodes 192 amino acids. NCBI's taxonomy places the organism in Eukaryota, Metazoa, Chordata, Mammalia, Rodentia, Octodontidae. Gene Ontology annotation, cellular component: endoplasmic reticulum. The record is from RefSeq and is a predicted model, not a curated record.